Penicillium angulare is the source of this 1611-nucleotide messenger RNA. Its product is annotated as sugar porter family MFS transporter. Gene Ontology annotation, cellular component: membrane. Gene Ontology annotation, biological process: carbohydrate transport; transmembrane transport. The record is from RefSeq and is a predicted model, not a curated record. The transcript is spliced from 4 exons. The coding region runs from base 1 to 1611 and encodes 536 amino acids. Lineage: Eukaryota; Fungi; Ascomycota; Eurotiomycetes; Eurotiales; Aspergillaceae. Gene Ontology annotation, molecular function: carbohydrate:proton symporter activity.
AUGCCCGGUGGUGCUAUUGUCUCCAUGGGGGGCGUCGAUGCUGCGCGCAUGGAGGCCCCCGUCACCUUCAAGACUUACUUGAUGUGUGCUUUUGCUGCCUUUGGUGGUAUCUUCUUCGGUUAUGAUUCCGGUUACAUUGGUGGUGUCCUUGGUAUGGACUACUUCAUUGAGACCUUCGAAGGCUUGGAGAAAGGCUCAGUCGCCGCUGCAGACUUCGUCAUUCCUUCUUGGAAGAAGUCGCUGAUCGUCUCUAUUCUUUCUGCUGGUACAUUCUUCGGUGCUAUCUUGGCUGGUGACUUGGCCGAUUGGUUCGGUCGUCGCACAACCAUCAUCGCUGGCUGUGUCGUUUUCCUCAUUGGUGUUGCUCUCCAGACUGCCUCUUCCGCUGUUGGCCUUCUUGUAGCGGGUCGUCUCAUUGCUGGAUUUGGUGUUGGUUUCGUGUCAGCCGUCAUCAUUCUUUACAUGUCUGAGAUUGCUCCUCGCAAAGUUCGUGGUGCAAUCGUCUCCGGAUACCAGUUCUGCAUCACCAUCGGUCUGAUGCUGGCUACUUGUGUCGACUAUGCCACUGAGCACCGCGCCGACUCGGGCUCUUACCGUAUCCCCGUUGCCCUUCAGAUGCUCUGGGCUCUGAUCCUCGGAACUGGUCUUAUCUUCCUGCCUGAGUCUCCUCGUUACUUCGUUCGCAAGGGUCAAAAGGAGCAGGCUCGCCAGGCUCUUGCUCGUGUUCGUGGACAGCCCGCUGAUUCUGAGUACAUCAGCUUGGAGUUGAACGAGAUCGAGGCCAACCACCUCUACGAGCUCCAGUCUACUCCCCAGGAGGGCUACUUCGGCAGCUGGUUCAACUGCUUCCGUGGCAGCAUCUGGGAGCCUAACAGCAACCUCCGCCGUACUAUCCUUGGUACCUCCCUCCAGAUGAUGCAACAGUGGACCGGUGUCAACUUCGUCUUCUACUUCGGAACCACUUUCUUCACUCAGCUCCACACUAUCCAGAACCCCUUCCUGCUCAGCAUCAUCACCACCAUUGUCAAUGUCCUCUCCACCCCUAUCUCCUUCUACGCCAUUGAGAAGGUCGGUCGUCGUCCCCUCCUCCUAUGGGGUGCCCUCGGUAUGGUCAUCUGCCAGUUCAUCGUCGCCAUCAUCGGUGUCGUCGACUACGAUGAUAACAAGGCCGUCGCCGCCAUGAUUGCUUUCAUCUGUAUCUACAUCUUCUUCUUCGCUAGCACCUGGGGUCCCGGUGCCUGGGUCGUUAUCGGCGAGAUUUUCCCUCUCCCCAUCCGUUCCCGCGGUGUUGCCCUCUCCACCGCCUCUAACUGGCUUUGGAACUGCAUCAUCGCUGUCAUCACUCCUUACAUGGUCGACACUGAUGAGGGUAACCUUGGUCCUAAGGUCUUCUUCAUCUGGGGAGCACUGUGCACCUGCGCCUUCAUCUACACUUACUUCCUCAUCCCUGAGACCAAGGGUCUCACUCUUGAGCAGGUUGAUAAGAUGAUGGAGGAGACUACUCCCCGUACUUCUGCUGGAUGGAAGCCUCACUCUACCUUCGCUGGUGAGAUGGGUCUUUCUGUUGAAAAGGCUGUCCUUGCCCCUGCUAUUAGCCACCAGGAGGUUUAA